Messenger RNA from Trichobilharzia szidati, 402 nucleotides. NCBI's taxonomy places the organism in Eukaryota, Metazoa, Platyhelminthes, Trematoda, Strigeidida, Schistosomatidae. The record is from the annotation of a GenBank genome assembly.
AUGAUGCUAUCUAUUUUGAUACUACUAUUAGCAUCCUAUAUCGCACAGGUCGAAUCAUCUAAUGAACCUCUUCCUUUGUUCAACCUGACAAGCGCUUUUAAAAAGGGGGGAGGUGGAACAAUAACAUGCUACUCAUGUGAGGAUUGUCCAACUGUCACUAAUGAUACCAGAAAAGAAGUUGGCUGUGCAGCUUGCGGAAAAGCCGUUCAAACCAGUCCAUCAGUGCAGGUGGCAAGAGGAUGUUUACCGAGUUGUUCAGAGAUUCCUCAAGUACCGAAUGUUAAGGUUUACUGUUGUGAAGCGGAAUUAUGUAAUUCAACGUCAAAAAUGAAUUUAGAUCUGAAGACCAUGUUGUUUAGUCUUUUUAUUUUUAUUAGCAUAAAAUAUGUUCACAACUUUUAA